AAAAUAACAAUGCUGUUACUGUUCGUGCCUGAAAUUCAACUCUACUUUGUCCAGUAUUUACACAAAGAAUUACUUAAAUAUUUCCAUGAAACAGAAGAAAGUAAGCUCAUAUAUUAAAAUUACACCACUAUGGCUAAAAAUCCACAGACAUUAUUUUUCUAAGAAAAGAAAAUAUAUCACUAACUGCCAGACUUAGACAAGAUGAAAACAAAGCAACAAAAACAUCUAGAAAAAUCCAGAUAAUUGAAAUGUGCAUUCUAUUCACUGUUUUUAAAGAAAUGGCUAUAUUUGGAAAAUUUGAAAAAAGCAAUCAUAAAAUUACCUUCUUUCUCUACAGUGGCUAUGAAUUUAUAGCUUGUAGAAUUAAAAUUAGUGAAGAAAAAUAAAAUGCGAACCCAAAAUAGAUGGACGUGAAAUAUAGCUGUAUCACUAUUCAUGGUAGUAGGACCUCAAUAUUUGAUCUGUUUCAUUUUAUAUGCUCCCUCACAUCACUUUGGUGUAAUUUCUUUCUUUCUUUUUUUUCUUUCUGGUGUAAUUUCUUUACAAUAUUUUCUAGAAGGUCUAAUUUAUUAAAUUAUACUUCAGAAACUUUUCUCAGUGGAAAGAAUAACAGAAAAAGAUUCAGGACACCCCUCCAAAAAUACCUAUUGGUUUAAUGGUCGGAUUCUAGUCAAUAGUUGUUGUUGUGGAGUUUUUAUUUUUCUUUUAUUAAAAAUUGUUUUUAAUUGUCUUUUGAAUGUUUUUUUGAAAGUUACCAAUUUUAUGACUUGAUUUCAGGCAAGUUACAAGCACUCGAAUAAAGAGAUAGCCUCAACUAUCAUUUGCAAAGCACAAUCUAGUUAAAAAUAAUUUCAGACCAUAUUCUUUAAUUGGGGACAUAAAAUAACAAAUGAGAUCUUCCAACACAGAUAAAAAUUCAAAAAUAAAUUAUAACUGUGGGCUAAAACAUAAUAUUAAAGGAAAAGAAAGCCUUUUUGUCAGCACCCAAAUAAUUCCUCCUCUGUAUACAAUUACACAAAAGCAUUUUCAGCUUUCAGGUUUCGACAAAUCCUGUUGUAACAACAACUCCCUCCCUUCCCCGCCUCUCCUUUCUUAAUUCUCCCACAGCUCAAAAAAUGGGAUGGAGAACCUGGUAUUUAUCUUCUAGCACCAUCAGCAAUUUCUACCUCCGAUUUCCAUGGUGCUCUUUAUCUGCAAGUUUACUUGUUGGAGCUUUGUCACUAAUACUCAGAAGCUGUGAGAUGAGCCUCAUGUGUGUAGCUUCUCCUCAUCAUACAGCUAAUUUGAAGACAACUGACAGAAGGGAGUUAAGACACUGAAGGCUACUGGCAAAAAGCCUUUGUUACUUGGUUCUCUGCUGCACAGAUAUAGCUAUAAUUUUGAUCAAAGGCCAUCAUAAUCAAAUACAGGGUCACCGUGGACAAAGAUAAAGGUGACGUCAUGGCAUCAGCAGGGCUCCAGCUCCUUGCUUUUGUCCUGGCCUUAUCUGGAGUCUCUGGAGUGCUCACAGCCACUCUGCUGCCUAAUUGGAAGGUGAAUGUGGAUUCGGGCUCCAACAUCAUAACAGCCAUUGUACAGCUGCAAGGGCUUUGGAUGGACUGCACAUGGUACAGCACCGGUAUGUUCAGCUGUACCCUGAAGUUCUCCAUUCUGUCCCUCCCCAUCUACGUGCAGGCUGCACGGGCCACCAUGGUCCUGGCGUGUGUUCUGUCUGCUUUGGGGAUCUGCACUUCUACAGUAGGAAUGAAAUGCACUCGCUUAGGAGGGGACAGAGAAACAAAGAGUCAUGCUUCUUUUGCUGGAGGAGUCUGUUUCAUGUCUGCAGGGAUCUCUGGUUUGAUACCAACAGUGUGGUACACAAAGGAGAUCAUAGCAGACUUUCUCGAUCUGACAGUUCCAGAAAGCAACAAACAUGAACCUGGAGGAGCCGUCUAUAUUGGAUUCAUUUCGGCCAUACUGCUGUUUGUCUCUGGCAUGAUUUUCUGCACUUCCUGUAUUGAAAAGAAUCCAGAAGCUUGGCUCUAUCCACCCAAGCAGCAACAUAUCCCCGCCACACAACUAGAGGGCAAUUCAGCAUACAACCUGAAAGAUUAUGUGUAAAUAACUGUGUAAUGCGUGUGGAAUUUUUAGCUGCCUUCUGUGACUUAUGUCUUCUUAUUUUAGAAAAAAAUAUAAAUGAGGUCAUUUAAGAUGCCGACAAAUUAUUGUGUACAAUUACAUAUCUGUUUUAAGAUUAUUUUUCCAUUACUAUUUUCAUGUUUAUCUAGGGGUUUAUAAUUGAGAGAAGUUCUGUUAUAUUAAAGCAAUUAAUUGGUGGCUUUUUCCCCCCUUUUUAAGAUAAACUGUUGAUGUAUCUUCUGAAUUGUUACUGAAAUGGAUUUUAUAAAAGAACUAAAUAGCCAAGUAUAAAAAACAUCUUUCUCUGGUGUUGAUCUAGGGUGUCAUCUGCUUUUGUGGUCUGUCUGCAACACCACAGAGACUUUCUCCUGUUUUCAAGCCCCACUGUUUGAAUCUAAGGGAAAGAAGAAAUGUCCACCUUUCUUAGAUGUUGCCCAAAAUAGCCUCCCCAAGUUCCCACCUACUGUGACCUCUCUGCUUCCUUUUUCAUUUUAGAAAUAUCUGUGUCCAGGUGUGGAAGCCAACAACAGGAUAUUCAAAGAUUAGGUAGGCAGAACAAAGGAAAAAGAAAUUGGUAAAUGCUACCAUAACAAAGCAAAACCAAACCAAAUGCAAACUGACACCUCUAGGACUUUAAAACAUUAGGUACAAAGUAAGUGAGAAUAAACAUAGUUUGCUUUAGGAUGCUCAAGAAGUGCCGUCUUCUGCUGCUAGCAAGAGGAUGCUCCAGAUUAAGUUCAUUGAUCCUACAACAAUUCAGAUCCCUUCACUUCCCUCUCAUUUAACCUCUCACGGAUUACUAUUAGGAUGAUAAAAGUUACUUUCAAGUUGUCGUUUUUGUUGUCAUGUUUGAUUCACGUUAACAAAAACACUGCUGUUCUCAAAUGAACUGUUUCAAUUAGUUACUAGAAUUAUUUCAAAGUAUUAAAGAAUGUUUUUAAAAAUAUAAAUUAUGACACACAAUUCAAAUAUCUUAACAAGAAAACAAAACCUGGAUUUUCAAAUGUGCAAAGGGGACACUGCACACUGUUGUUUCUAAUAAUUCAUGCAAUUUAAACUUAGUCAUUGCUCACCAUGUACUGGCGAAGGGGGUAAAAAGGACUAUUUUCUUUGUGUAUUAGUAACUCGGGAAGUGGGAAGAAUAUCUUUUAUAUGGGUACAUAUUUUUCAUUUGUGCCUAAGGAAGUAGAGACUAAAAUAUUUUAUACCUACUUUACUUAUUCUCUUUUGCAACAAUGUCAUUAGCUACUAGUAGAAUAGCUAGGGAUGUCUGGGUGGCUCAGGGGUUAAGCAUCUGCCUUAGGCUCAGGAGGUGAUUCUGGAGUCCUGGAAUCAAGUCCUGCAUCGGGCUCCCUGUGUGGAGCCUGCUUCUCCCUCUACCUGUAUCUCUGCCUCUCUCCCUCUCUUAUGUCUCUCACGAAUAAAUAUAUAAAAUCUUAAAAAAAAAAUAGAAUAGCUAAAAUGAAAAGGUACUAUUUCAUAUGAGAAUUAGGAAAAGACUAAACAAAUUUAAAUAACUGAAGUGUAGAUUCCUUUUGGAUGAUCAAAAUAUUUUGUAAAUAAAUGUCAUACUAAAAAUAACUGAUAAAAAUAAUAUUUUUAUGCAAAUUAAUGGGACAGGAUUGCUUUGACAUCUAUAUGGCUCUCUCAUUUGGCUUAAUGUUCCUUGCUUUAUAUGUAGUUUAUGUAUCCCACAGUCCUAUACUAAAAGUUUAGAGUAUAUAUUCUACAAAAAUCUAUAUGUACUUCAAAAAAAUAAUUUUUAUUUAGUUCUGGAAUGUUUUCUUAAAUAGACACAGGAAUGUUUUGAACUCCAGAAAAGCAGCCAUUUCAUAUAAAUAAUGGCCUAAUUCUAUCUAGACUGGACACAGCAUUGAGCAAAUGGUUUGAGUCCUUCCAUCCCUGUAGGAUUCCCCCCUGCUGCAUGCCUCCACCUGGAAUCCUCCUACACUUACCCUCUGCCUGCCCAAGCUAUGACUCAUCUUUCAGGGUUCAUGCGGAGUUUCCUUUGUGAACACAAUCCUGACUCCUUGAAGAAGUUUGCUGUUUCCAUCUCUUUACUCUCAGAGAAUGCUCUAUUAUAAUAAAUUAUCGGUUUACAUGAUUGCAUUUCCAAGUAGAC
Nyctereutes procyonoides (raccoon dog) is the source of this 4240-nucleotide messenger RNA. RefSeq names its product claudin 20 (gene CLDN20). The transcript has 2 exons. Bases 1441 to 2100 code for a protein of 219 amino acids. The record is from RefSeq and is a predicted model, not a curated record. Gene Ontology annotation, biological process: bicellular tight junction assembly; cell adhesion. NCBI's taxonomy places the organism in Eukaryota, Metazoa, Chordata, Mammalia, Carnivora, Canidae. Gene Ontology annotation, molecular function: structural molecule activity. Gene Ontology annotation, cellular component: bicellular tight junction; plasma membrane.